AUGAAGUUCUCUACCUUGAUUGCUGCCUCUGGCGCCAUUACACCCGCCUUCGCUCUCCCACAGUUUCUGCCCUCGGCUGGUACAGAGUGGACUCCACAAGAGUGGCGUGCUCCGGGUGCAAACGACUCUCGUGGUCCCUGCCCCGGCCUCAACACAUUGGCCAACCAUGGCUACCUUCCUCAUGACGGGAAGAACAUCGAUUUGAAAAAGCUUGCCGAUGGAAUGCUCGCUGGUUUCAACAUCGAGAAAAGCGAUGCUCUCCUUCUUUUCACUCAGGCUAUCAGGACGAGCCCCGACUAUCCCAGGACCCGCACGUUUGACCUGGCCGACCUUGGUCGUCACGAUAUCCUCGAGCACGACAUUUCUAUCAGUCGCUCCGAUGCCUUUUUUGCUGACCCGAACCCAUUCAACGAAACUGUUUGGGCUGAGACCCUCACAUACUUUCCCGACGACAUCAUCACAGUCGAACAAGUUGCAAAGGCGCGAAUGGGUCGUCUUGCAACUUCCAAAAAGACCAAUCCUCAGCACUCCUUGUCUGCAUUGGCCGACGGCUUUAGUUGGGGCGAGAUGGCUUCUUUCUUCGAGAUCAUGGCUGAUGGAAAAACCGGCACGGUAGAGAAGAAGUUCAUCGAGUACUGGUUCAAGAACGAACGUCUACCCACCGAGAUUGGAUGGAAGCGACGCACCACUACCAUGCGUGGCAUUGAGCGUAUUGCUUUCACUAGAAAGUUGAUGGAGGCUGCUGGAGUUUCCCGUCGCGAUGUCACGAGUGAUGCUUAUGGUCGCCCGCUUGUACAGUAA
Molecule: messenger RNA, 801 nt
Organism: Fusarium poae
Lineage: Eukaryota; Fungi; Ascomycota; Sordariomycetes; Hypocreales; Nectriaceae
Exons: 4
Coding region: 1-801 (266 amino acids)
Molecular function (GO): peroxidase activity
Source: RefSeq, a predicted model, not a curated record